Molecule: messenger RNA, 3584 nt
Organism: Micropterus salmoides (largemouth bass)
Lineage: Eukaryota; Metazoa; Chordata; Actinopteri; Centrarchiformes; Centrarchidae
Gene: mdm2
Product: MDM2 proto-oncogene
Exons: 13
Coding region: 201-1760 (519 amino acids)
Biological process (GO): regulation of cell cycle; negative regulation of apoptotic process
Cellular component (GO): nucleus
Molecular function (GO): ubiquitin protein ligase activity; identical protein binding
Source: RefSeq, a predicted model, not a curated record
GGCUGCAGUGUCAGGUUUCAGCCAGCAGGAGCGCUACACGAACGUGUGUCUGCAGGAUCACUGAACGGUAAACAGACCGACUAUUAGUAGUUCAACUAUCAGGAAACGCUGUUGUUGGAUAUUAUUUAAUCAAGAGUAACUGCCAAGGAUGGACAGCUGAUACUUUCUGCUCUGUAUAUACUGAAACUUUCAGCUUCAAGAUGUCCGCUAACAGGGAGCUCAACACAGACGGCGCUGACGACAACGAACUGGUCAGACCAAAGUUAGAGUUUUGUUCUUUGCUCCAUCACGCAGGAGCCACAAAAGAUGUUUUCACCAUGAAGGAGGUGAUGUUCUACCUGGGCCAGUACAUCAUCCAAAAGCAACUGUAUGAUCAGAAGCAGCAGCACAUAGUCCACUGCUCCCAGGAUGCACUGGGGCGGGUGCUGGGAGUCGACAGCUUCUCUGUCAAAGAGCCACGAGUUCUCUUUGCUAUGAUCACUAAGAACCUGGUGGCUGUAAAGAGCCAAGAGUCGUCGCCAUGCUCGAGUCAACCACACAGUAACAGUCAGGCAGAAAGAGGGACGGAGGAGGCAGAUUCAGAAAGUCGCUCUUCAUCGCCGGACAGAAGGAGAAAGGGGAGGAGGAGGAGGAGGAGCCGCCGGAGCAGUGACCCAGGACCUUCCCACAGUGCAGAGGAUGGUGAAGAGGAGGGGGAGUCAGAGGAGGAAGAGGAAGAAGGAGGUAGGAAGAGGAGGAGGUCUGACAGCUACUCUCUGACCUUUGACGACAGCCUGUCCUGGUGUGUGAUUGGUGGACUGGGAAGCGUGCGGGACAGACACAGUAGCCAAUCAUCCGACUCGCAAAGCACGUCUGGGAGGUCAGAGGUCACGGUUGCAGCCUCAGACUCAGAUAGCGACAACUUCAGUGUCGAAUUUGAGGUUGAGUCCGUCGCGUCUGACGAUUACAAUGAAGACGAUGCCUCUCUGUCUGCAGAUGACCAGGUAUAUGAGGUCACCAUCUUUGAGGCAGAGGAUGAAGACUCCUUUGAUGAAGACACAGAGAUCACUGAAGCUGACUACUGGCGGUGUGCGAAGUGUGACGAGUUGAACCCCCCUCUCCCCAGAAACUGUCUCCGCUGCUGGACACUGCGGCAGGAUUGGCUGCCUGACCUGUCCUUCGAUCUAAUGAAAUCCGCCUCCUCCAGUCCGAAAGCCCUGCCCCCUAAGCCAACCGACCAAUCAGCGGCCAAAGAAGCAACCGGUUCUGAUGUUGAAGAGAAUGACGGAGUCGAUGUUCCAGAUGGAAAAACAGCGAAAACUCCUUCCCUCCCGUCGCAGUGCCUCUCAGACUCCACUCUUUCUGCUCCUGACUCCGCCUCCUCUGCUCCCAACUCCCAGGAUCUCCUCUCAUCCUCCCAGCCUUCCUCCUCCUCCCAGCUCAAAGUCUGGACUUCUGAAUCCCAGCCCUCCUCCUCCUCCUCCACUGACUCCCAGGAGCUUCUCCCAUGUACCCCCACUGACCAUCCUCCACCACCUCUUCCUCCUACUGUGGUCCCCGAGCUGGAACGCAGCGUGUCGGCGGAGUGGCGGCUCCCGGACUCAUGCCUGGACCCCUGUCUGAUAUGUCAGUCCCGGCCGAAGAACGGCUGCAUCGUCCACGGACGAACCGGACACCUAAUGUCCUGCUACGUCUGCGCUAGGAAGCUGAAAAAGAGGAACAAGCUGUGUCCGGUCUGCAGGCUGCCAAUCCAGUCUGUCGUCCUCACCUACCUCAGCUGAGACACCCAGUCUGUCCUCACCUACCUCAGCUGAGACACGCAGUCUGUUCUCACCAUGACACCCCUUUAUACAGCAGGUACAUGUAAGACGAACAUGCGUUUAACCCAAAUUGGCCCCAUUAAUUGGAGACAGCUGCCACAGGGUUGUCUCUCGUAAACUAUAAAGAAUUAUAAGGAAUGAUACCAAAUGAAAGUUUAGUUUUAUUAAUCAGCUUCACUUCUUCCCUUCUGUCCACCGGCACAUUUCCGCGUUUUAUGUUUCUCUUAGUCUGUUAUUUUUCGGCAAGCUGGUGCGUCUAGCAUAGUUAAACAUUAGCCCGUCUUUCAAUACUUCCUGUCUGAGGCUCUCAUUUCAAUUUACAGUGAUACAAAACGGGGAAAAGCAGCAAAACAUCAUAUUUGAAAAGCUGCCGCUGCUAAAUAUUUGGCAUUUUGGUUUGAAAAAUUAUUGAAGCAAAACAGGAGCACACAGUGCAUUUGUUGGACUAUUUUCAGCGGCGGAUGAAUCCACAUUUGGUGAGCGAGUAAUUGGGGCAGCAGGAAGGUAUAUGUGGGAUUCUGGCACAGAAAGAAGAAAGAUCAGGCUGUGAUACACACACACACACACACACCGGAGUUAUUAGGAGAUACAUUCACUUUUGCUUUUGUUCAUGGGGAUUUAUUGAUAAGUAGUAACAUGUAGAAUAUCACCUUUGACACUUAAACCUCAAUGUCAUUAAAUUAUUUCUUUUCACCUUCAGCUGAAUUUGCUCACAUCAAAAAAAAGGACACUCCGAACCCUUCCUGUUUUCCAUCUUUACCCCAAAUCAGAUGGAUAAUAUCAGUUUCAUCUCUGUGUCCAGUACAAGAGAUUCUCAGCAUGACAACAACUGGAGCAGGAGGAAACUGCUAGCCUUUGUAACAACGGAUUCACGCCUUCUAAUCUGAAUUUGGGUAAAAAACAAAAUGUCGGAUUGUUCCUUUACAUCUUGUCCCAUCAUCCAGGUAACGCUGUCUGUGGUAAGAUUUUAUUUUAUGGGUCUAUAAUUUCAUUCAUAUUUCUUGGAAAGAAUUCUAUAAUUUGAUUCUAAUUAUAAGGAAAAAUAGGAGUUUCCUUUUAAAGAAAUGUUCUGUUUAAACUAAAGUAAAUGUUCAUAAUGUUCAGUUCUGACUGAAAGACUUUUACUUUAGCAAUUCAUUUGAAUGAAUUAUUAAUAAGCACACCAAGUGAACAGCAUUUUCCCUGUAAUGAGUAACAAAUUAAACUGUUCUUUCGAGGAGAUUUUGUAAAUAAUUAAUUAGGAAAUUAUUCAAAAAUUAUAGACCCAUGAAAUAAAACUUUAACCUUUUUGCUUUUUACAGGUCUGCAAUUUUCUAACCCUUUCAUUGAAGGUUUCCUGGAAAGAAAUUAAGUAAUUUGGUUAAAAAAAAAUAGGAAUAUCCAUUCUCCUAUAUCUGCAUUGAUUCAUUUAUCAGAAACUUUUUUUUGCCAAACACUUUAAUUGAUAUGUUGUUUGUCCUGCUGUGCACAGACUAAAAUAUUGUUCAGGUUAAACAGGUGAUCAAUUACAACUGCUCCAAUUAAAACUGUUUUUUUUCAUGUAAUUAGUAUGAAAUUACAUUGUUCUUUCCAGGGAACUUACAAGGAAAUUAUUAGAAAAUAGCUGCCCAUAAACGGAAGUGUCACUUAACAUGUUUAUUAUUUAUUAAACAUUUAUUUAAGAUCUAUUUUAUUUAAGCAGACACUUUUCUAUCUUUAAAUAAGAUGAAUAUACAAGAUCUCUAAUUUCUGAUGUCUAAGAGUUUUCUGUGAGUUUAAUAAAGUUUAAUGUGUAUCAAACAUGAA